This is a messenger RNA of Brugia malayi, 516 nucleotides long. The record is from the annotation of a RefSeq genome assembly. Lineage: Eukaryota; Metazoa; Nematoda; Chromadorea; Rhabditida; Onchocercidae.
GAUGGUACACCUGGAAUUCCCGGAUUAGAUGGACUUCCUGGGUUUCUAACGAAAUAUCAGGAUGGAAAAUGCAUUGAAUGCCGACAUGGUCUGCCAGGUAUGGCAGGUCCUACAGGAAAACCUAGUGAGCCUGGACCAAAAGGACUAGAUGGAGUAAACGGAGAGUGAGCACCUACUGGAGUGAGAGGUCUCCCAGGUCCACUCGGUGAUCCUGGAAUACAAGGGCCAAUGGGAUCGUCAGGUGAGCGUGGUGAAGAUGAGCUACCAGGAGUACAAGCGAUACUUGGAAGGCCGGGUCUACCUGGGCCGAUUGGUCCACCGGGACUGAUUGGACCUCCUGGCGAACCAGGCAUAACAGUGAAUGGUGAAUUAGGACCGACUGGAAUGCCAGGUAGUGCCGGUUUGCCAGGCCUACCUGGACUAAAAGGCGCAGAUGGCGAGAUCGGAAACCCAGGGAUCCCUGGACCUAACGGUAUUUAUUGUCAUGUCCACAAAGAAACUUGUUCAGCACAAUGA